CACAAAUCAACGGUCGUGAAAAUUGAGCAAAGCUCCGUAUGAAAAACGCAAGAAAAUAAAUUUAAAAAAUUUUCGUCGAACGAAAUUGUUAAAGUGUGUGUUCUCUGUGUGUGUAUGUCAGUGGAAAUUGUAAUAAAGUAUUAAACAAAAGUGCAUUAAAUUCCAUUUCUCAAACGAAGCAAAGAAGAUUUUCCGCAAGUGUGAAAAUCGUAUAAAUCUAAAGAAAAACGGCGCGUUCUGUGUCCUGUGUCUUUGUCCUUGUGAAAAAAUCCGCCCUUAAAAACGGCAGCAGCCAGCCAAACCGAAGCUAAGUCAAGUUAAAGUUUGAAGUAAAAGACACCUGUGCUCUGGACUGCCGUCCUCCACACGUUGAUGGCUGCCACUAAAAUCAUCGAUGCCCCACGAAACGGCCACGAAAUGGCUCCACUGAACACACGCGCCCGCGGCGAUGGCACCCAUGGGGUGACCAUUGUCCUGACCGCCCCGCAACGCAAUUCGGUGCAGUCGGUGGAUAUACCAGGCGCUGAACCCGAACGUGCUGCCUGGAGUGGCAAAAUGCAAUUCUUUCUCAGCAUUAUUGGCUAUUCGGUGGGCCUGGGCAAUAUCUGGCGUUUUCCCUAUCUCUGUCAACAGAACGGUGGCGGUGCUUUUCUGAUACCAUUCAUGAUUAUGCUAAUACUGGAGGGCAUACCACUAUUUCUCAUCGAACUUGGGAUUGGUCAGCGCAUGCGUUUGGGUGCAUUAGGCGUAUGGAAUACAAUACAUCCAUGGUUGGGCGGCAUUGGCAUCUCGUCGUGCAUUGUGACGCUAUUUGUGGCACUCUACUACAAUGUGAUCAUCACGUGGGUGUUUUUCUAUCUCUUCAAUAGUUUUCGGUAUCCUUUGCCCUGGUCAACUUGUCCGGACAAUGGCACGGCUGGCUUUGAACUGGAAGAGUGCGCCCGUUCUUCGGAGACUACGUAUUUCUGGUAUCGCACCACUUUGGAUGCAGCCGAGUCUAUGGACGAUUCUGGCGGUCUGAAAUGGUGGAUUGUCCUGUGUUUGUUGCUUUCAUGGACAGUUGUUUUCUUCAUUGUGAUGAAGGGCAUACAGAGUUCCGGCAAAGUGGUUUACUUUACCUCACUCUUCCCCUACAUUGUGUUGACCAUCUUCUUUAUACGCGGCAUUACGCUACGGGGAGCCGGAGCCGGGCUAAUGCACAUGUAUACACCGAAAGUGGAGAAACUAUUGGAGCCAACGGUUUGGCUAGAUGCAGCCACUCAGGUAUUCUAUUCAUUUGGACUGGCCUUUGGCUCACUAAUUGCCUUUGGCAGCUACAAUACGCCCAAGAAUAAUUGCGUCCGGGAUGUUCUUUUGGUGUCCGUGUGCAAUGCGGUCACCGCUAUCUAUGCUAGUGUCGUCAUCUUUGCCAUACUGGGCUUCAAGGCCACCGUCAAUGUGGAUCGCUGUAUAGCAGGCAAUACGGAUAUCCUGGCCAAACAUCAGCUAUUAUUCAAAAAUGCUACUCAAGAUGAGUAUGAGGCAUUUAUGAAUACCUUGAAUGAUACCAUGAAAACGUCUUUGCAACUAAAUGAAUGCACUCUCUCAAAGGAACUGGAUAAUGCUGCUGAAGGCACUGGCCUGGCCUUUAUAGUCUUUACCCAGGCAAUUGUUGAGCUACCUGGUGCACCAUUUUGGGCUGUUCUCUUCUUCACCAUGUUAUUAUCAUUGGGCUUGGGCUCACAGAUUGGCAUCUUGGAGGGCAUGUUGUGCACUCUCUUCGACAUUGAUAUCAUCAAGCGGGUUAAGAAACAACAUGUCACCGGAGUGGUAUGUCUAUUCUGCUUCAUUGUCGGUUUCAUCUUCUGCACAGGUGCCGGAGAAUAUUGGCUAAAGAUGUUUGAUUCAUUUGCCGGCACCAUUGGCUUGGUGGUGGUGGCUCUAAUGGAGAUGAUAGCUGUUAUCUUUAUCUAUGGACACGAGCGUUUCACUGAGGAUAUCUAUCAGAUGACUGGCUAUAGACCUGGCCUCUAUUGGCAAUUGACUUGGCGUUAUAUCGGUCCAGUUAUAAUGGUUUGUAUUCUGGCCUCAUCGAUUAUCUUUAUGGUCAUUAGGAAUCCCACUUAUGGAGCCUGGAGUGCUGAUUUGGGUAUGGUGGUCCAGAAGGAUUAUCCCACUUGGGUUAUGGCUAUAGCCUUGUCCAUGAUAUUGGCUGGUGUUUUACCCAUGCCAAUUGUGUUCCUUAUGCGUAGCUUCCAGUGCCUCAAAGUGGAUUUGGAUAUACACCAGGGUUCAAUAAGACGUAAUGAGACUACAGCUUCUACCAAGGAAAUGAUUGACAAUGAUGAUGAUGAUGAGGAUGAGGAUGAUGAGAACGAUUUCAGUGGCCCUGCAUUGGGUGGUCAUGUCAAGACACAGAGUGACUUCUCCGACGACGAGGAGGAGGACAAACCCAUGACCAUGCGUAUGAUGAUGAUGCGUCCAACGACAACAACCACAAAACUAACAUCAAAUGUGCUAAAUGUGCCAACAAGCAGAAAGCAAAAUUACAGCAAAAAGGAUGCCUACGAUGUGUAAAAAACAUGAUGUGAAUGAAAAAUGAAUGCAAGUGAAUUUUUUCGUUUGGAAAACCAUUUAUAAAUAUAUAUAUUGAACUAAACUAAGUAUUUUAACAUUAGACUAAGUCCCAAAUCUGUUAAACUAAACAAAAAACACACACACACACAAAUAAGAGUACAAUGUG
Drosophila willistoni is the source of this 2722-nucleotide messenger RNA. Its product is annotated as sodium-dependent neutral amino acid transporter B(0)AT3. Lineage: Eukaryota; Metazoa; Arthropoda; Insecta; Diptera; Drosophilidae. The coding region runs from base 373 to 2556 and encodes 727 amino acids. Gene Ontology annotation, biological process: sodium ion transmembrane transport. Gene Ontology annotation, cellular component: membrane. The transcript has 9 exons. The record is from RefSeq and is a predicted model, not a curated record.